UUUAUUUUAUUUAAUGUCAUCAUGAAUGGCACAUUUAAAAAACAAGACUCUUUUUUAUAAAGAUGAAAAAAAUAAUGACGAAAUGAUUGGCAAAUUUACGCCACCUAUAAUACUAGCAGCAGUAGGCGGCGUAACGUUUCAACCUAGUUUGUUAUCUUCAAAUUGAAGGUCAAUCCAGCGUUAAAAUCACACUUUAAAUGCAAAGCUCAGGGAUCAAGUGAUAUUCAAUGUGCGAACUUGAACGACGAGCAUUCUCAAAAGACGACAGUGUAACUGACCUAUUCACUGGGGAUCAUCAUCGCGAGCACUUUUUUAUAUUAACAACAUGUCCAAUGUGUGUAUGGGCUUGACAAAUGCAAAGACUAUCAAAGCUCUUAUUCUUGGCGCACCAGCUUCUGGUAAAGGCACAAUUUCUUCCAGGAUAGUUAAUUCUUUUGGAUUUACUCACAUUUCUAGUGGAGAUAGACUGAGAUAUCAUGUGACUCAUCAGACAGAACUUGGAAAACGGGUGGAAAAGUACAUGAACCAAGGUAAUUUUGUACCGGAUGAUAUUAUGAUUCAAUUGAUCAACAUUGAAUUGAAAUCCGUGAGGAAUGGAAAUCUUCUACUUGAUGGAUUUCCACGCACAGUUACGCAGGCUGAGAAACUUCAGCAAGUGCAUCCAAUGAAUCUCGUUUUGAACUUGAUUGUUCCUCACUCUGUAAUAAUCGAGAGAGUGAAAAACCGAUGGGUGCACCUGCCUAGUGGACGAGUUUACAACGUUGGCUUCAACGAUCCCAUACUUUGGGGCAAAGAUGAUGUAACUGGUGAGCCAUUGAGUCAAAGAAUCGACGACAGACCGGACUUAGUAUCGAGGAGGUUGAGUGAUUACGUAGUUAAAACACAACCAGUGAUAGAUUACUACAAGAAGUUGGGAAUUCUUAAAGAAUUCAAAGGGUCACUUCGGGGCAACUCUCUUACUCGUGGGGCAGCUGUGGCACGAGUGAUUUCUUCCAAUCAUCCUCACCUCUUCCUCUCGAUUACGGCGAUAAUCCGUGCUAAUCGGGAGUAUUCGUGAUUGUGUGUCCUUUUCCUUCUUUCGACACGGGGGACUCGCUCCAGGGAUGCCUCCUUCUUCCGGGAUCAUGUGGGGUCCUCUUCCUUGAUGCGUGAGUGGUACGGCGAGGGGGAGUAGGGGCGGGGAUAAGGAAGAUCUGGGGAUGGAUUGUCCAACGGCGGCAAAAAGAUUAACUUAAAUCUAACUUAGCCUAAGAAAAAAUUCUGCCUCGUCACAAUUGUUACAUCGGUGUCAGAAGUUGGAUGAUUUUUUUUCUUAAAACUUUGAAAAUUGAAAAGUGAAAAUAAGUUUUCCUAGGAGUUUCCGUUCCUCACUAAAAAAAAAAUAUAUGCUAAUGUGAUGUAAUGAGAUUAAGCAGUACGUCGGAUUUUAGAAAUAAGAUAUGUUUAACACGUAAAACAAUGGAGGAUAGCGAGAACGAGAGAGAUAAUCCCUCUUUCCUGUCAUCGAGACAUGGCAUCAGCAGUCCCACGGUCAGAUAGAAGUCCAGCUCUAGGUACGGUGAGCUGUUUGACUGGCUUGGCAUGAGUGCUGUCAGGAAUUCAACAUCGAAAACUUGCCGUAAGACUCAUCAUUAUUAUAUUACGGAUUAAUUACGCAAGUGGUCAAUGUGAGCUCGACGCAAAGCUAGUCAAGGAACAAGUGACGGAUACAGAAUAUUCAAUAGGCAAACAAAUAACUAAUGAUUAUUAUUUGAAUUUAACAAUUAUAUGUAACAUAUUCGAUUUUUGGCCGAAAAUAUAUUUCAUUUAUAUGUCAGAUAUAUGCCGAAUAUAUGCGUGCAAUAAAUAUGUGCUCCCACAUAUUUAGUGUAUAUGUGAUAUAUAGAAUUUUUGCAAAAUAUAUGUGCAUAUAACCGAUAUAUAUUUCCCACAUAUAUACCGUUUUGCAUGCAGGAUAUUUUGCGCUGGAUAAUAAGGACGUAAAUAUCGAAUGUGGGAUUUACCACUUCAUCCUUUAUCAAAUAUAGAAAAACAA
Molecule: messenger RNA, 2035 nt
Organism: Fopius arisanus
Lineage: Eukaryota; Metazoa; Arthropoda; Insecta; Hymenoptera; Braconidae
Gene: Ak3
Product: Adenylate kinase 3
Exons: 6
Coding region: 326-1057 (243 amino acids)
Biological process (GO): nucleobase-containing compound metabolic process
Cellular component (GO): mitochondrion; cytoplasm
Molecular function (GO): ATP binding; AMP kinase activity
Source: RefSeq, a predicted model, not a curated record